This is a messenger RNA of Tribolium castaneum (red flour beetle), 1160 nucleotides long. RefSeq lists its product as uncharacterized. Lineage: Eukaryota; Metazoa; Arthropoda; Insecta; Coleoptera; Tenebrionidae. The record is from RefSeq and is a predicted model, not a curated record. Gene Ontology annotation, molecular function: transmembrane monodehydroascorbate reductase activity; heme binding. The transcript is spliced from 2 exons. The coding region runs from base 126 to 1013 and encodes 295 amino acids.
AAAAAAAAAACAAUCUUCAAUAGACCAUUUAUCGCGCAAUUAGGAAAAAUCGUACUCUUCCAAUCCCACCUCUGACCUUAAGGCCCUCCGGUUUAUCUAUUCUUUGUUUAUUAUCAGCCGCUGCGAUGUAUAAUCCCCGGCUCUACACACUGUGCUCUAGUUCCCAUCGUGAAAAAGCCCACGACCCAUUACGAGAGCCACUCUUGGGUGCAAGCUCGAAAAUGGCAGAUUCAGCCUUGAAUCCGGCACCUGAUGACGACGACGAAACCGCCGAAACCACUACUCUGCAGUCCGUUGCACCAGGGGUCACUCCACCCACGAAAACAAUGGACAGUCGCAAAAAACCUACAUCACAUCAAGCCGCAUUCUCCACAUUUUUCCAGCAUUUAACAACAACAGCCCAUGCCUGCAUCCUCCUAUACGUAAUUCUAAUAAUUUAUUUUUGUUUUUCUACAGAUUUCCAGUUUUUUACGUGGCAUCCUCUCCUCUUAUCAGUGGGAUGGAUGUUUCUAAUGACUGAGGCGAUUUUGUCGCUUUCGAAAGACAACCUGUUCACGGGGACGCUACCGAAAGGUGUCAGAGUGCGCCUGCAUUGGAUUUUCCAAAGCAUAGCUUGUGUCUUAAUAACUAUAGGCUUUGUGGUGGUUUAUGUCAAUAAGGAUUACUUGAAUAAGCAGCACUUUAAGACAUGGCAUGGGCUGCUGGGGCUCAUUGGGAUUGUUUUUUGUAUUCCGAGUUGUCUCAACGGUGUAGCCGCGCUCUACCACGGCAGUUUGAGACAACUAGUUAGGCCUAAGAUCGUUAAAUUCGUGCAUAUUUUAACCGGUAUUGUUAGUUUUGGUUUCGGGGGCGCUGCACUGAUUUUGAGUGUUUACACCAAAUGGUUUGAGAGACAUUCCAGUGGGAACAUUGUUACUUUUCUGUUAGGCCUAGCCUUCGUUUCCGUAGCCGUGAUGUGGACUCUUGUACGACCUGUGAUAACUUGCUGUAGACAGUUGAGGCAUCUAAUGUAACCGUUUACAGUUUCCUAUAAUUAUUAAGCAAAGAAACGAUAUUUUUCUACUGUAUUUACAAAACCGAACCAAUAUUGUGUGAUACGUUUAUGUAACUUAACUAUUGUACUUAUACAAUUAUUUUUAAUAAAAAGUAUUGACACAGUU